AGAAGAAGUGCGGAAGGAAUCAACAGCAUUGGCGCUCGUCGCAAUCCACCACUUACGAAUAAUUUUGUAUCAGGCGGACAGGUGUCAACGGGCCAUGGCUACAAAGAGCCUGGGUAGUGGUACUGUUAUAGGAGUCUCUUUGUAUUUUGUUCCUCCAACAAAAAUUACAAGCACUGGAAAUGUAAUUUUGCAGCAUAUGUUUCGGCUUGAUUCGAUGCAUAUGUGCAACUGCUUCCAGACGAUUAUUGUAAUCUUUGGUGAUUGAACUGUAAACGUGUACCUUGGUUACCUUUUUGUUUCAAUGUUUGUUUGAUAAAGCAUACUCCAGGCAUCAAACAAACCUUGUGAAAAACAAUUACAAUCAAGGUAUGGUAGAACUGAAAUCUUUAGCUGCAAGAUGUGCACACAUCUCAGUUAAAGAUGCACCUAUACCGGUGCUCACAACCGCAAAGGUUUUAUUUAACGCCAAAUUAAACCUGCUCACAUAGCUGGCGAACCAAAAUAGGGCACAACACCCCAGACCGCAAGGACCGCCUCAAUCAAAUGGAAAUUUCAGACCCCAAGGACAACAGAGAAUGUCUGGACCACCACCGCAGCGGCAUCCAGGCCCAAUGCAGCAACAAGGUCCACCUGGCAAAAUACAGCAGCAAGGUCCACCUGGCAAAAUACAACAGCAACAGCAGCAAGGUCCACCUGGCAAAAUACAACAGCAACAGCACCAAAGUCCACCUGGCAAAAUACAACAACAGCAGCAACAGCCACAACAACAACCUCAGUCACAGCCACAACCACAACCACAACAAGCACCGCCACCACCACAAAUAGUGAAACAAGAUCCAAAUGAUGCUUUUCAAAAAGAAGAUCAAAUGGCAGUAGAUGAGCAAGUUAAGAAAAAACCUUUCUGGGCUAUGAAAGUCGGAAAAAUUACCAGGAAAGAACGUCAACGUCGUCGAAAUGUCCGAUUGAGCAAGAUGUUACAACCUAAAAAUGCCGUUAUGAUAUUGAAUGAAUUAGUGAAAAGUGCAACAUAUACUGUAACAGAUCUGCCACAACCGUCUGAAAUGAAUCAGUAUACAGCCACAGUUCUUGUUGAUGGUGUUAGUCACGUGGGACAUGGACGCAACAAAAUGGAGGCCAAAAGUAUGGCUGCUGAAAAUGCUCUCAAAUAUAUCGUUAAGAACCGUCAGUUCUCGGCUUUAAAAAAAGAUGAAGACGGCGAUGAAAAAAUGGAAACAACUGAAGACGGUGCACCUACGUUACCAUGGCAACACGUGGCUUCAUUCGCAUUGUACAAAUUGUUGCAUGCGUGGGGAGAAGAUCCAAACCAAACAAGAGGGGACGCUGUUGCUCAACCGCAAGCAACAAAUAGACCUGCCAAAAAGAUGCCUGAAAAUGCUGCACACAUGAACCCUAUGAUGUUGUUGAAUCAGAUGUUACCACAUGCACAGUUUGAGGAACUCGGGAGACAGGGUAAUCCUCCAAACGUUAUUUUUACAUUCAAGUGCACCAUUGAUGGUCAGAAUUUCACAGGAACAGGUCCCAAUAAAAAAUCCGCCAAGAAGAUGGCAGCAUUUGCUGUUUGUCAUAAGAUUUUAGGAAUUCAAUAUCCUCCUGAAGUAUACACACCUUCAGUCUAACUAUUUCAUUUUUUAUAACUUUUCACGUCUUGCUGUAAUAUGUGCAACAUGUUAACGUAUUUAGUUCGAGUAAUAGUAUUAUAGUGAGUAAAGUUUAUUUUAGAUCUGCAUUGUGACUUUUCAUGGAACGUAGUAAAUAAAAUUCGUUAUAGGUAAUAA
Zophobas morio is the source of this 1796-nucleotide messenger RNA. RefSeq lists its product as uncharacterized. Gene Ontology annotation, cellular component: RISC-loading complex; RISC complex; cytoplasm. Gene Ontology annotation, biological process: siRNA processing; regulation of regulatory ncRNA processing. The record is from RefSeq and is a predicted model, not a curated record. The transcript is spliced from 8 exons. NCBI's taxonomy places the organism in Eukaryota, Metazoa, Arthropoda, Insecta, Coleoptera, Tenebrionidae. Bases 576 to 1637 code for a protein of 353 amino acids. Gene Ontology annotation, molecular function: siRNA binding; double-stranded RNA binding.